UUUUUAAAUUUGGAACCUAUCUUUUUGCAUUAGGAAGGAUUCUGUCAGAUAAACCUCUCUAAACAUUUGUUGCUAAUGGCGGCUGUUUCAACUCACUCAUUCAACAGUACUCUCAAUAGACCUUCCAUUUCUCUCUAUUCCUCUUCUAUUCCCCAUUUAGGUGUUGUUGGGUUUUCAACUUUGAAACCAAAUUUGCCACAGCUUUCAAAUAAUCCCAAAACAGUAGUUGGAGUAGUUUCUGCCAUUGGAAAACAUGCAAAUGAAGACCAAUCUGUCACAACUCUCGACUCUUCCACCACACAAAUGGUUCGGCGCCAUACUAUUCAAGUGUUUGUUGGUGAUGAAAGUGGAAUGAUCAAUCGUAUUGCGGGCGUCUUUGCUCGAAGAGGGUACAAUAUUGAGUCUCUUGCUGUUGGUCUAAACAAGGACAAGGCUCUUUUUACUAUAGUGGUUUCUGGAACUGAAAGGGUGUUACAGCAAGUUAUGGAACAGUUACAAAAGCUCGUAAAUGUGAUCAAGGUUGAAGAUCUAUCCAAGGAGCCCCAAGUUGAACGUGAGCUAAUGCUUAUCAAAAUCAGCUCGGAUCCAAAAUAUCGUGCAGAGGUUAUGUGGUUGGUGGACGUUUUCAGGGCAAAAAUUGUGGAUAUUUCUGAUCAUUCACUGACUAUUGAGGUAACUGGAGAUCCAGGGAAGAUGGUGGCUGUUCAGAGGAACUUAAGUAAAUUUGGAAUUAAAGAAAUUGCUCGUACUGGGAAGAUUGCCUUAAGAAGGGAAAAGAUGGGGGAAUCUGCUCCUUUUUGGCGGUUUUCAGCAGCAUCAUACCCAGAUCUUGAAGGUGCGAUGUCUGCUAAUACGGUUUUGAGGACAACCAAGAGGACUCCUAAUGCAGAAUCUAUGUCUAUGGCUGAGGGAGAUGUUUAUCCUGUCGAGACAGAUGACAACUCUGGAGUCAGUCAAGUUCUUGAUGCUCACUGGGGUGUUCUCAAUGAUGAAGAUACAAGUGGCCUAAAUUAUUAUAGAGCCUGA
Lycium ferocissimum is the source of this 1026-nucleotide messenger RNA. Its product is annotated as acetolactate synthase small subunit 1, chloroplastic-like. Gene Ontology annotation, molecular function: acetolactate synthase activity; acetolactate synthase regulator activity. The coding region runs from base 76 to 1026 and encodes 316 amino acids. NCBI's taxonomy places the organism in Eukaryota, Viridiplantae, Streptophyta, Magnoliopsida, Solanales, Solanaceae. Gene Ontology annotation, cellular component: cytosol. The transcript is spliced from 8 exons. Gene Ontology annotation, biological process: L-valine biosynthetic process. The record is from RefSeq and is a predicted model, not a curated record.